CGGCAAGCCCAGCGGCAGCGCUGUCCUCCGCAGAUAGCCGGACGUGAUUGGAGAUACGAGCUGUACUAAAGACAAGGCGAAUGCCAAAUGCAAUGCAAUGCACUUUCACAUACAAACGCGCCUUCAUCUCGUGCCGGCUCGCGAUACAAGCACUGACUACCAAGAACUGCUAGACCCAAGAUACCCCGCCGUUGCUACACCAUGGGCACCAACGUGUACCCCCACCCUGAGCCCCAGUUCGUCAACUUUCCCAGCAGACGAUCUGUGAUACACAGCACGAAAGGCAUUGUAUCAUGCACCCAGCCUCUCGCCAGCGCCGCUGGAAUUGAGGUGCUCCGUAAGGGUGGAAAUGCCGCGGAUGCCGCCGUGGCCGUGGCGGCUGCCAUCAAUGUCAUGGAGCCUGGAUCCACGGGAAUCGGUGGUGACAUGUUUUGCUUGUUCUACGACGCGAAGACCAAGAAGGUGUCUGCCAUGAACGGCUCAGGUCGUUCAGGCAAAGACGUCACGCUCGAUAAGAUUCGGGGUGCUCUGAAGAUCAAAGACGGGGAAACUGGACAGAUCCCCAUGAGUAGUGUACAUGCUGUGACGGUACCGGGCGCUGCAGCUGGUUGGGUUGACUGCGUUGAACGGUUCGGAAGCAAAAAGGUCACGUUAGAAGACGUCCUAGCACCCGCUAUCGAGCUCGCCGACAAGGGCUAUCCGAUCUCUGAGCUCUCUGCUACAUUCUGGGCGAACAGUGAGAAGUCAAUCAAGCAGGCAUCGCCCAACUUCGCCGAAAUCCUCAAAAAGGACGCUUCCGCUCAGGAUGGCUGCAGAGCGCCAAAAGCAGGCGAAAUAAUGCGCAACCCGACCAUAGCUAAUACAUUCAAGCUCCUUGCCAAACACGGGAAGAAAGGCUUCUACGAGGGUGAAGUAGCCGAGCAGCUCGUAAAAGUGGUCUCAGAUCUCGGCGGCUUCCUCACGCUCGACGACCUAAAACACCACGCAGAGGCUGGAUCCGAGCCCGUUGACCCCAUCUCCCUCAAGUACACUGGCCAAGGCGUCGGUUCCAACACUGACGGCGGCGUCGAACUCUGGGAGCAUCCACCCAACGGCCAAGGUAUUGUCGCCCUGAUGGCCCUCGGCAUCAUCCAAGAACUCGAAAAGCAAGGCAAGAUCCCUACUUGGAGCUACAAAGACCACAACAGCACGGCCUACCUACACGCCGUUAUUGAAGCCCUUCGCAUCGCGUUCGCCGACGCACACUGGUUCGUCACCGACCCCAACGUCGUCAAAGUCCCCUCCGCAGAGCUCAUCUCCUCGUCCUACCUUGCCGAGCGCGCAAAGCAAUUCGAUCCUAAAAGUGUCAUCUCCGCUCCCGUCCACGGCUCCCCCGCGCACCUCCAAAGCGACACCGUCUACUUCUGCUGCUCCGACUCAGAAGGCAACGCCAUCUCCUUCAUCAAUAGCAAUUACGGCGGCUUCGGCACCUGCAUCGUGCCAAAGGGCUGCGGCUUCACGCUACAGAACCGUGGCGCGAACUUCAGCCUAGCUGCCGACCACCCGAAUGUCCUCGCCCCGCGCAAACGCCCCUACCAUACCAUCAUUCCUGGCCUCGUUACCUAUGCGAAGGACAGUUCGCUGCACAGCGUCUUCGGCGUCAUGGGCGGCUUCAUGCAGCCCCAGGGCCAUGUGCAGGUGCUACUCAACCAGGAAGUCUUCAAGCUGAAUCCUCAGGACGCGCUGGAUUCGCCGCGGAUCUGCAUCGGUGCUGGUAUGCCCGGUGACGAUGGGAAGAUGACCGACGCGACGGUGUACAUUGAGGAGGGCAUUGAUGCAAAGGUUGUGGAGGAGUUGAAGGCGCUGGGACAUAAUGUGCAGAAGUUGAGUGGAUAUGGACGGGGUAUGUUCGGGCGUGGGCAGAUUAUUAGGCAGCACUUUGAUGAUGGGGUCAUGGUGUGGAGCGGGGGGAGUGAUUUGAGGGGUGAUGGGGCGGCGGUCCCGCAGUAGGGGCGGGUAGAGUGGAUGUCAGAUGCUCGAUUGAUGCAGCCCACUAUACCAGGAUGCAAGUACAACCAUUGGACAACGACAGGGAAAACAGCAAGUAACAAGUUCGUGUUGUCGGACCAUUUGUCGUGCUGAAAAAAACCCAAAUGAUCACUAUGUAAAGUCCGAUCCGCACGUAGAGCUACCUCUCACUCAGCUUCUUCCAGGAAUAGCACAAUAUGUAUUUCACCAU
Messenger RNA from Paraphaeosphaeria sporulosa, 2218 nucleotides. Its product is annotated as gamma-glutamyltranspeptidase. The record is from RefSeq and is a predicted model, not a curated record. Lineage: Eukaryota; Fungi; Ascomycota; Dothideomycetes; Pleosporales; Didymosphaeriaceae. The coding region runs from base 202 to 1989 and encodes 595 amino acids. The transcript has 3 exons.